UACAAAGUUACAAUGUAUAUCUUGUCCCAGGACACUCCCUAGACCACACAAUUCUUUCCCCGAGCGCAGGUCUGGUCGAUCCAACGAAGGUUUUACAACGGCCUGAUGUCCAACCGAUUACUCCUGUAUUUAACUAUCAACGCGUAGAACGUGUUUUCGCACUCCUGAUAUCGAGCGCUCUGAAACCAGAUUCCUUAUCUUUAUUUCGUUAUUCACGAUCAUUUAGGGGUGAUCGAGUCCAUGCGGAGGCAACGAGGCGUAAAGUGCUGAGCAUUCCUUCUCGUUCCUCUUUCUCCUCCAGCCUUUUCAGUUGCAUAUACGAAGGGGGGACAUAGUCUCCUCUGGCUACUAAACAUCCUUUGGGAACUCAAGUAGCUGUCAGCAGUUAAAACAACAUGCCAAGACAAUCGAUCAAGAAGGUCGAUGGUGCCUCGGGGGAACCACCCAUCUGUAUCAUUUGCAGAGAUCCUAUAGAUGGAGCCGCAAUCCCAGUCCCAUGCGGGCAUGUCUUCGACCUUGCUUGCAUCACCCACCUCUUCCAGUCAUCAGUUCGUGACGACUCCCUGUAUCCACCCCGGUGCUGUCACAGGAACAUACCCUUCACGAAAGUGCGACGCUACGUCAGUCAAGCUCUAAUUGCGGACUUCCGGCUCAAGGGCCGGGAAAAGAAAACGAUGCAUCGGGUGUAUUGCUCGUCACCAUCCUGCAAUCGCUUUCUUGGUGCACUCCACCAAAAGUCGUCACGAAAGGUGUACGACUGUCCAGCCCCAAGUUGUUCCACCCGUACGUGUGGAAAAUGCCGUACCAAGUACGAGGGGGUUGGAAAUCAUAACUGCGUCAUUGACGCAGCGACGCAACAAGUGCUUGAUAUCGCUCAAGCAUCAGGUUGGGCAAGAUGCCCAGGAUGCUCCCAUCUGAUAGAGAAGAUCGCUGGCUGUAAUCAUAUGGUUUGUCGUUGUGGAACAACGUUCGAUUACGGCUGCAAGUAAUAGUACUGAUAGAAUCCACUUUUUCAUUUGCAUUUACACAUCCACUUUUCCGGGGCUCAAAGAUAAGGGACUUUUCAAUUAUGUAGAGUAGCUGUAUAUGUUAGAGCUUUUGACUCAAGCAAACAUAUAUGUCAUCCAGUACAACUCCACUAUGCAAUUCCUGUGCUUACCAUUGUACAUACAUUACGGACCCUCUUGGCACAAUAUACUGAGAUACUGAGCGGACCCCUGACAUGAGCUACCCGAGCACAGCAAGGUAU
Suillus paluster is the source of this 1249-nucleotide messenger RNA. RefSeq lists its product as uncharacterized. Gene Ontology annotation, molecular function: ubiquitin conjugating enzyme binding; ubiquitin protein ligase activity. The record is from RefSeq and is a predicted model, not a curated record. The transcript has 2 exons. Gene Ontology annotation, biological process: protein polyubiquitination; ubiquitin-dependent protein catabolic process; positive regulation of proteasomal ubiquitin-dependent protein catabolic process. NCBI's taxonomy places the organism in Eukaryota, Fungi, Basidiomycota, Agaricomycetes, Boletales, Suillaceae. Bases 396 to 989 code for a protein of 197 amino acids. Gene Ontology annotation, cellular component: cytoplasm; ubiquitin ligase complex.